This is a messenger RNA of Pisolithus orientalis, 1194 nucleotides long. RefSeq lists its product as uncharacterized. The coding region runs from base 204 to 1079 and encodes 291 amino acids. Lineage: Eukaryota; Fungi; Basidiomycota; Agaricomycetes; Boletales; Pisolithaceae. The record is from RefSeq and is a predicted model, not a curated record. The transcript is spliced from 5 exons.
CGGCAUUAAUGACAUACAGCGUGGUGACGGCGGUCGGUAAGUAUUUAUGUGACCUCCGAGAACGAACACGGGUUGCUUUGGGUGCACUUCAAAAUUGACAUCCCUGAAGUCGCGAUUAUUACGUGCUUCGGCAUGCGAAACACAGAUAUGGUACCUGCGGAAACCUAUGAGGGAAGACGAUCGUCAGUUCGGACGUCAUCAUCAUGACACCUAGCGUCAAGGAAAUGUACGAUGAGCAAGGUUAUGUGAUUGUGCCAGGCUUGGUAACCUCUGAGCACUUUACGCUACUAAGCAAAGCAUGCGAGCGUGUCAUAGCCAAAACACGCUCGGGCGCAUGGCCACACCGACGCACGGUAGGGCGACAGUUUCCGCCCUAUGAAAAUGAUAAUACGGAUUCCUGGGGCGUGCAGCACGUCAUGCAUCCGGAUCUCGGUGAGCCUGUCUUUGCGGAGUGGUACACUUCGGAGGGGCUCUUGGCCGUUGUGAGGGAGCUAUUACAAUGUAGAGAAGACGAGUUGCAAAUGGAGUUGUUCAAUCUUUUGAUUAACCCCUUGAACCAUCAUUUUGCCCUCCGAUGGCAUCGAGACGACGUGAAAGAGGAUGCGACUGCAGACGAAGAAGCCCAGGCUCUCGCCGCAUGGAAAUAUGGUGUACAAUGGAAUACCGCGUUGUAUGAGGAUUCCUGUCUUUUUAUUGUCCCGAAGUCACACAGAAUCCCGAGGACGGCGGAGCAACGAGCACACUCUAUCACCCAGGAUGCACCUAAGAAUCCUCUUGACAUGCCGGACGCUAUCCGAGUCACCCUUAGGCCAGGGGAGACAGUGUUUUAUAAUUCCAACGUGCUCCACUGUGCAACAUACGAUUUAAAGAAACCGCGUUGUACACUACAUGCAUGUGUAGGGGAUGUCAAGGGAGGCUCGACACGUGCUAGAAACGUACUUCAGCAUGGUCUACGAUGGAUGACGGAGGAUCGUUUUCGUUCUCAGCUCGGUGAAAAAGGGAGAGCGAUGGUACAACGCCUUAUUGCGAUGCAGACCAGCGUGGAAGGGCAGGCUCUGGGCUACUCUCUGAGCAAUUGAGUAAAUAUCGCCAGUACAUACCUGUCAAAGAAGAAUCAUUGACAUGUUGUACGUGAAUUAAAUAACGAAGUUCGGAAGGCACUGCAGUUCUUGUUUCAAAACUCCAUCCUGAGGG